This is a messenger RNA of Triticum dicoccoides, 926 nucleotides long. Its product is annotated as rhodanese-like domain-containing protein 10. NCBI's taxonomy places the organism in Eukaryota, Viridiplantae, Streptophyta, Magnoliopsida, Poales, Poaceae. The transcript has 2 exons. The coding region runs from base 35 to 667 and encodes 210 amino acids. The record is from RefSeq and is a predicted model, not a curated record. Gene Ontology annotation, cellular component: chloroplast.
AGCUGAAGAAACUAAGCACGAGCGGGCGGAAUCCAUGGCCAUGGGUGCUGCGACGACCGCGGCCGCCUGCUUCUCCUCUGCAUCCUCGGGCGUGUCUCGCUCUCGCAUCAGGGCGCAGGCGACGUCGUGGGCAGGAGGGGCGGAGGAGCUGGUGCGGUCGGGCGCGGUGAAAGCCGUCCGGCCGAGGGACGCGGUGGAGGUCAUGGGCUCAGAGGGGUUCCAGCUGCUGGAUGUCCGGCCGGCCUGGGAGCACGACCGCGCCGCCGUUCGGGGGUCCGUGCACGUGCCGCUGUUCAUGGCCGACGACGACAUGGGCCCAGUGACGCUGCUCAAGAAGUGGGUCCACCUGGGCUACAUCGGGCUCUGGACCGGGCAUUCCUUCACCAAGAUGAACGACCGCUUCCUCGACGACGUCGCCGCCGCCGUCGCCGGGAAGGACGCCAAGCUGCUCGUCGCAUGCGGCGAAGGCCUCAGGUCGCUGAUUGCGGUGAGGAUGCUGCACGACGACGGGUACAAGAACGUGGCAUGGCUCGCCGGGGGUUUUAGCAAGUCCGUUGACGAUGACUUCGCCGAGCUGGAGGGGGAGAGCAAGCUCCGGUACGCCACCAUCGGGGGAGUAUCCUACAUCUUCCUUCAGAUCUUGCUGCUGCUACGGGUGGUGCAGUGAAAAUCGAACGGAAUGCAAUGGUGGUAUGGAAUGGCGCGCCCUCUGCUCCAAGUUAGCCUCUCAAUCCAGUUCUGCUCUCGGCCUUUUGAUUUGCUUAAUUUUGCUUCAGCCAAGUGUUGUAUGGUAGAUCGAACGAUAGUUACAAAGUAAUUCAGAUUCAGCCGCGCUCCCCUUUGUCAACAUCUUGUACUACAUAGCCCUUCUUGGUAGCUGCAUGUAGUAGUUUUUUUAAAAUGAUCUAAUAAAACCAUGUUUCAUA